AUGCUCGAGCUAGGUGAACACAAGUCCCACGGGCAAAGCAACGUUCAAGGUGUUGGAUUCUUGUCUGCUAGAUGUAGAUUGGGAAUCCGUGCGAAAAAGUGUUACCUUUGCGGUAGCAGCGGAUGUGUUCAAUAUGCGAGAGAUGAAUCAAACCGACUCAGUACCUGGCCUCGCGAGUUGACAGCAUUAUAUCGCUUCACUUGCGACAGGCGUCGUGCCUCUGUGACUCAGUACCUGGGCUCGCGAGUUGACAGCAUUAUAUCGCUUCACUUGCGACAGCGUCGUGCCUCUGUGACUCAGUACCUGGGCUCGCGAGUUGACAGCAAAAUAAGAACUUUUGGAAACUGAUGGGCAAUACCGCACAUUUUUUUCCAGUCAUCUACAAAAUAAAUAGAUUUGUUAAAAUCACCACUUGCGAAGGUGUCUUGUCAUAGCCAAUUAAACGAGCAGAAGAGACUUAUUGACAGCUCGCGACGCGCUGUUAGAUAUACGGAUUUAAAGACAAAUGUUUUGAUAUCGAUAAUAUUAGUAGCUUAUGGUACAGUGCAAAUGUAGGACUGCACUGAAUGCAGUGCAGCAAAGAGUAUUCGACGC
Messenger RNA from Suillus fuscotomentosus, 594 nucleotides. RefSeq lists its product as uncharacterized. The transcript is spliced from 5 exons. NCBI's taxonomy places the organism in Eukaryota, Fungi, Basidiomycota, Agaricomycetes, Boletales, Suillaceae. The record is from RefSeq and is a predicted model, not a curated record. Bases 1 to 348 code for a protein of 115 amino acids.